GUCAACUCUUAACGAACUGCCAAAUAGAGUUUCAAACCAAACGAAGGGUCAACGGAGUCGUCAUCAACUCGGCUUGCUUCUCCGUUCGUCUUCCUCUCCCUCCAAAACAAGUCGUGGGUGGCCUUGGAACUUGGAAGAGAAAAACCCAACGAAGGCCUGAUGGAUUUGAUGUCUCAUUGUUCCAGCUUUCUUCUUCCUUCAACCCCAGUUGACAGCAACAAGCCUAGUCCAACGUACGCCCUUGUUGUGCUUAACCAAAGCCUCCCUCGAUUUUUCCCUCUAUUAUGGAAAGCAGCACAGUUGCGUCUUUGUGCAGAUGGAGGAGCCAAUCGCUUAUACGAUGAAAUGCCUGAGUUGUUCCCUCAAGAAAAUUCUGAACAUGUCCGAAACAGGUGCAAGCCAGAUGUAAUCAAAGGCGAUAUGGAUUCAAUUAGAACAGAUGUACAGGAGUUUUACUCAAAUUUGGGUACCAAGAUACUUGAUGAAUCACAAGACCAGGACACCACAGAUCUUCACAAAUGUAUAUCUUUUAUCCAAGACUUUAUGCCAGACAAGUCCAAUUUAUGCAUUCUUGUUACAGGAGCGCUUGGUGGACGGUUUGAUCAUGAGAUUGGAAACAUAAAUGUGCUUUUUCGUUUCUCGAAUGUCCGAAUAGUUCUGAUAUCUGAUGAUUGUCUCAUCUAUCUUCUCCCAAGGACUCAUCGUCAUGAGAUCCAUAUCCUGCCAUCUGUUGAGGGCCCACACUGUGGCCUAAUACCUGUUGGGGUAGCAUCAGCAAAGGCCACAACAACUGGACUCCAAUGGGAUCUGAAUGACACAGAGAUGAGGUUUGGUGGUUUGAUAAGCACAUCGAACAUCGUACAGAGUGAGAAUAUCACAGUGGAAUCGGAUUCAGAUCUUCUAUGGACGAUAUCCAUUAAAAAGUAAAAUGUGAAGUUCUGGGCUAAGUCGGUAGUG
This is a messenger RNA of Telopea speciosissima, 957 nucleotides long. Its product is annotated as thiamine pyrophosphokinase 1-like. The record is from RefSeq and is a predicted model, not a curated record. The transcript has 6 exons. Gene Ontology annotation, molecular function: ATP binding; thiamine binding; thiamine diphosphokinase activity. NCBI's taxonomy places the organism in Eukaryota, Viridiplantae, Streptophyta, Magnoliopsida, Proteales, Proteaceae. Gene Ontology annotation, biological process: thiamine diphosphate biosynthetic process; thiamine metabolic process. The coding region runs from base 160 to 927 and encodes 255 amino acids.